AUGGCCCCCCUGCCUCAAGAACAGCUUUCUCUUCUCCUCCUUCCUGCCCUUCUCCUCCCCUCCACCACAUCCUCCUUGAAAUCAGCAUACAAGAUAACGUUUGAAACCCUCCUCCCCAAACUAGUCCGGCCGGAGACCCAGGCCAUCUCUCGGCUUGACGUGGCUGUUGUUCUCUCCCCUUCAUACCCAAUUACCCCGAACAUCUCACGUUGCGCUGUAUUUCCUCUGAUUCAAAAGCUGCUGGAAGAAACCUAUAGCUUAAUCUGCGGGGUUGCCGCUCGGAACAACGUCGAAUUAGACUUCCCUAGCGGUCUCGAUGUGCGGAUAUUUAUGCUCGAAGCCCGCCUGGGCGAGCUUCCAGAGACUAUGGUGGGCAAGCAAAUCCUAUCAGGUCCGAUCGUGGACCUUCAGACCUUUGUCCUCUCUUCCAGACCGUAUGAAACGCUCUACUCCGUUGAAGGAGAGACUGGAGAAGCAUCUCUGAAAUCCCUUGUCACGGCCUGGCAAUCCACGAGCAAGUCUGCUCCUCCUGUCCAAAGGCUGCCCAGCGGACCUGCGAUCACUCACUCAGAAGGCUCCCCGGUUUUCUCAUCCGAGGACGGCCCCAUAACUACCCACAAGUCGGUCGCUGUGGGGGGCACAUUCGAUCAUUUACAUAUCGGACAUAAAUUGCUCCUGACAGCCACGGUUCUGGCCUCCGAGCCCGCAGAUCUAGCCUUCCCCACUAAAACUCCGCGUCUCAUCACAGUUGGAAUAACAGGCGACGCACUGCUCGUGAACAAAAAGUACGGCACCGUUGUUGAAUCCUGGUCAGAUCGUCAACAGCGUACGGCCGAAUUCAUUGAAUCAAUACUCGUGUUCCAUCCGAAUGUGCCCUCGAUCACGAACACGGAGUACAUUGACAAGGCCGGCCCCAAUGGGAAAGUCGUGCGGGUGACAUACGGGGACGAAAUCAGUAUCAACUACACGCAGAUUUCGGAUCCGUUUGGACCCACCAUCACGGACGAGGAGAUCAGUGCACUGGUGAUUUCAAUGGAGACAAGGGCGGGCGGAAAGGCAGUGAACGACAAACGGAAGGGAAAGGGCUGGAAGGAACUCGAAAUCUUCGAAGUCGGUGUCUUGGAUGGGGAGGACACCAGUGAUGGCCCGAAAAAGGAGAAGCAGAACUUCGAGAGCAAGAUCAGUAGCACCGAGAUGAGGAAGAGGUUACAGGAGAGAGAAUCGAAGGCAUCUAGUUCAUGA
Messenger RNA from Rhinocladiella mackenziei CBS 650.93, 1242 nucleotides. RefSeq lists its product as uncharacterized. Gene Ontology annotation, biological process: coenzyme A biosynthetic process. Lineage: Eukaryota; Fungi; Ascomycota; Eurotiomycetes; Chaetothyriales; Herpotrichiellaceae. Bases 1 to 1242 code for a protein of 413 amino acids. The record is from RefSeq and is a predicted model, not a curated record. Gene Ontology annotation, molecular function: dephospho-CoA kinase activity. The transcript has a single exon.